AUGACAUCAUCUUCUUCGCAACUCUUGACCAAUUGCAUCUACUGCUCAACGAAUUCAUAUGAGCAAUGCUCUCCCCCUCAUCGUCCACAUUCACCACCAAUUCACGGUUCGCCUUCUUCUUCUUAUUACCAAUAUCCCCCCUUUCACAAUAACAUUUCUCCCGAAUUUCAUUAUCAGCAUUAUUACCCAAUCCCACCAGAAUCGUUCUUGUAUCCCCCAUCUCCACCAUAUUCUCCACCAUAUUACGGAUUACAACAAACUGGGAUAAAUCAGAAAAAUCGAAAUAAGACACAAAUAAGAAACGUUUAUGGCCAGUACGACUUUAACGUCGGUGAUGGUGCUGGCAAUCGCAUGAUUGAAAUGACAAAUGGGUGGAUGGGAUAUAACAGAGAAUCAGAGUAUAAUGCCAAAAAAGGAGGGGGAGGAUUGGGAGAGAGUUUGGAGGGGACAGUUAAUGCGUUGGAGGGUUAUGAAUUUUUAUACGAGACGGGCAAUAACGCCAAGGCGGCCAUUGAAAGAUUCACAUUACGACCGCGAAGUCCUUGGACUCAACAGGAGGAUCGUCGUUUACGAGAAUUAUACAACUUGCUCGGUCCACGUUGGUCUAAAAUAGCCACACAAUUAGGAACUUUACGAUGUGGCAAACAGUGUGAAGAGAGGUGA
Paraglomus brasilianum is the source of this 663-nucleotide messenger RNA. The record is from the annotation of a GenBank genome assembly. Lineage: Eukaryota; Fungi; Glomeromycota; Glomeromycetes; Paraglomerales; Paraglomeraceae.